Molecule: messenger RNA, 363 nt
Organism: Candida dubliniensis CD36
Lineage: Eukaryota; Fungi; Ascomycota; Pichiomycetes; Serinales; Debaryomycetaceae
Gene: GRX1
Product: Grx1p
Exons: 1
Coding region: 1-363 (120 amino acids)
Biological process (GO): cellular response to oxidative stress
Cellular component (GO): cytoplasm
Molecular function (GO): glutathione disulfide oxidoreductase activity
Source: RefSeq, a predicted model, not a curated record
AUGCUGCUGAUUCUUGCUUGGGGGUUCAAUUUGUGGUAUCAACCACCACCACCUACUGCACAAACUGAAAAAGAAAUUGAACAUACUAUUAAUUCUCACAAAAUUGUCAUUUAUUCUAAAACUUAUUGUCCAUUUUGUGACGAAACCAAACGUUUAUUGAAUGAACAGUAUCCUCAAGAAUCGUACGAAGUCAUUAAUUUGAAUAUUCUCGAUGACGGAUUGACUAUUCAAAAUCAAUUGUAUGCCACUACUGGCCAAUAUAUGGUGCCCAUAAUUUUUAUAAACGGACAACAUGUUGGUGGAAAUUCAGAAGUUCAGAAAUUGCACACCGAUGGGAAAUUGCAAGAGUUAUUAAAUCCUUAA